AUGAAGCCGUCUUCGUGGAGGAGGCCAGCAGGCCACGCCACCCGCCUCUACGGUUCUGCCCUUGUCUCGCGUCCACUUUCUCUGUCGAAAGCCACGUUUGCUCAGGAAUUACAGAGAGUCUCUCGAGUAGAGAGACGAACUCGUGGAACAACCACCAGCCUCUCUAACGUCCGGUCAGCCGUCGAACAGAAACGCGACACAGAUGGACUACGACUUCGCAACUGCUCUCGGUUUUUCCGGAGAGCCUACCACAAGCAACCUAGACGAGAUGCCAACCCACCUGUCGCUUCCGUGCCGCCCCCGGCGUCCCCCGCUCCUCCAUUGUCCUAUCCUCCGAGUGACGAAGAGGAUGCAGCAUGCCUGUCGAUUUUCGAGCGCAUCUACCGCGCCAAGUCUCACCCCAGUCCGUCGGCCUCUGUGGGGGACGCUUCGGCCUCUUCCCUUCUCUCCUCGUCUCGCUGUGUAGGUGACGCCGCCGCCUCGGUCGAUGUGGAGAUCGAGGUCGAAGAAGAUGCGGGCAGGCUCCCGAACGCAGACUGCGAAUCGGACGGCCUGCCCGCCUCACUCCCGAGCGUUGACGGGCUGCAUCCAACUCGCCGUUCUCCGGUUUCCUCCUCUUCUUCGGUCUCUGCCUCUUCUCCGCCUUCGGCAAAUUCUCCGGUUCCCCCUUUGACAUCUUCUCCGUCUUCGGGUGGUUCUCAUCGGCCUGUGCCUCGCCGUCUGUCGAAGCUUUCUUGUCACGUUUUGGUCUGCAUGCUGGCGGACUUGGCGCGGUCGGGUGUCCGUACACGGGAGGCCUGGCAGCCGCUGCUUCUGCUACUCCUUCAGUCGCUUCCUCGGCUGUCUGCCCAGCAGAUUCAGCAGACUGUGUUAGCUCUCAGUCAGGCAGGCCUCUGUGCCCCCGUCGUUCUUCAGGGACUCUCAGAGGCACUUUAUUGGAAGUGCGAGCAGAAGAAGGCCUUACCAGACAACCUGGUUUUGCUCCUGGAUGCCCUCCGCCGCCUCCGAUACUGCCCCUCCACCCGCCACUUGAACAAAUACAUUGAGAGAAUGAAGGACGGAAGGAAGAAGCUGACAGUUUCUCACUGCCUGAAGCUUCUUCGGUUUUUUGCCGAGGCGGGAGUGGACGCAGGCGAUCUGAAGUACCCUGAGUUCUACUGGGGACUGUACGCGCGCUUGACUAGCGGAUUUUCUUCUCUUCAUCCCGCUGAGGUCGCUGCCACAGCACAGCUGCUCGCCCAGCUGGGCGUCCGAGAUAGUCAGUUCUUCGAUCACCUCUGCCGCGCCCUCUACAACCGCAGCGCGGAUAUUGUGAACACGAACGUCGCUGUGGCAAGCCGGGUCGAUGAAGCACUUGAGGCAUCUCGUUCGUCUCCGGGCCUUCCUCUUUCGCCUAUCGUUGAGGUCCUCCGCUCGCGACGGGCCUAUGGUCAUGGCCUUCUUUCGUCUUCCCCGUCUCUACCUUCUUCCUCUCCUUCCUCUCCUUCCUCUCCUUCCUCUUCCUCUCUUUCGGCUGCCUCUCUUUCUGCUUCCUCUACUUCUUCUGCGUCUUCGCUUGCUUUUGGAUCUCCUGUUUCGCGGGUGUCGCCUCUCGCUGAGGGUUCCAGACAGACCCAGUGGUCUCAGACCGUGCUGGGCGCUGCUGCCUUCGAGGCGCGACCGGGGCGCGGCGCAGACGAGGCGAAGCCGAUUUCGGAGAGCGACCAGUUUUUCUCCGCGCUCGUUCACUUGGGCCGCACACUUCUCCACAUCAAGACAGAGAAUCCUCCAGUGCAUUUCUGGCUGGCGAUGAAGCAUCAUCUCGAGCACCACUGGCUGUCGCUUCGGCCGGAGCACACUGUCUUCACUCUUUCAUUCCUCGCUCGCUAUCACCACCGCGACACUUCGCUGUUGAAUAAACUCGGAUUGGCCGUGGAAAGAAAUCUACUUUCCUUCUCCCCCAAUGAGCUAGCGAGCAUUUUGUUUUCCUUUUCCUCGCUUGCUUAUCGCCAUCGGACGCUGCACGCGACACUCGCCUUUCGUCUCCUUCAAGGCUCUGCGUCCCCAGAUCUCGGAUGCCUCGACGACGUCUUCCUUCAUUCCGUGUCGCCGUUAGUACGCCUCCCAGGUCGUCCGAAGAGGGCACAGACUCGGCCAACGCUGCCCGAAGGAUCACUGCCUUUUCCGUUCCUCAGUGGCAAUCACGGUGAGGGGGUGAACGAGCCGGUUCCCGACAGACUGUCAUCUACGCCUUCUUUGUCUCGUCACGGAUCGUUGCCGUUUUCUAUCGUCACGCCGCUGCUGGCACAACCACCCUGUCUCUCGCCGUCUUCACAGCCGGCGGCGGGGACGAGCGACUCUGUUUCCCCGGUGUCGCCCGGUGCCUGCAAGCUGGCAAGCCCCAGGGGGGCAGAGAGGGAGGCAGGAAGGGAGGUCUUAGAGGCCGAGAGACAGGGACAUCUGGUGUGGAUGAGUAAGGGAGGCGAGGGCAACACACAUGAGUUCGUAAAUGAAACAGAAAGUUCCAGUCGGACGCGCGUUUCUCUCAUGGACCCCAAGGGCGAAGGGGUAGGCGGCGACAGCACCUCCGAGGCCGGGCGUCACCAGACUGGUAGUGACACGCGCAGGGUCAGGGACUCCGAGUCUCCGUCUUCGCCGUUUCUUUCUUACGAGUCUGUCUGGAACAAUUCCGCCUUUAACGCCGGAGAACGAGGAGGCCAGAGGAAGGCAUCCGAUGGCCAAGCUCAACCGCUAGCGGCAGACGCCCAUAUGCCGCCACCGAUGUUUUUUAGCGUCGAUGGGAGGUCGACUGACAGGACGGUAAGAAAGCUGGGAGGCAGCGGAUCGACUGUGCAGCUCCUGCCAGAGAGCCGAGGACGACACGAUGUGCACAACGAAGGUUUUACGGGUGCAUGGUCACGAGACGAGGAAAGAUGUGUGACACGGGCAGGACAGAAUUUCGAUUCUCCGCGAUGGGUGGAGGGACGCGAGGCGUCGGCGCCUCUGGCUAUUCGGGAGACAGAGACGGGCGCGUCGUGGUCCGGUACAAGCGAGAGCAAGGAAGCGGGAGAUGGUGCACGCGAUGGUCGAGGUCAAAGUGACAACAGCCUGGCGUGGUUUAAUGGAGAGGUGGAGAGCAGACAGAUUUCGCUGAAGAUGCCGCGGCCUGCCUCGUUCGUGCCCCGUCGUAUUGAGCCUGCCGUCGCUGCCGCUAUGCUUGAUGCAUGCGUGGAACUGAAGUAUCGAGAUCGACUCUUCCUCGCAUGUCUUACCGCCUCGCUUAAGGUUGCUGUUGAAGAGACGGGCGUCCACAGUUUCGGCACCUUCGUGCAAACGAACGGUAUCGUCAGUGCUCCCCAACCUCGGUUUGGUCUACGUGAAGGGGCUCGGGUGGCGGGAGAUCUGCCCGCAGCUGGAGGCGCCUCCCAGGCCGAGGCCACUUGGAGCGAGACCACCUGUCAACGCGUUUACGGAGGUGGCGCCGAUGGCCGGGGUCUACGGGCGCCAGUUGGGCUCCAUGAAGUUGCAAGCAAGAUGGUAUGGACUCCAGACACACCGAACGCAGAUGUCACCCUCGAUGGAGGAAGCGAUUUGCGGGCCUUGCGCCUGCAGGCCGCCGGACGUUUGUGCACUGAUGAAGGGAGACCGGAGACAUCGAGCACAACCCCGACAUCGUCUACGAUGCCAGCGAGACAUCAAACACGCUACACGAAAACAUCGGUGUCUCCUGAGUCCUCAUCGUCGCGUGACGUUUCGCACAAACAUGCGUCACCUUCCGCCGUUGAGGCGACAUCUCCUCAGGCCCCCCAAGAAGACACCUUCAUGUUUUUGAGUGAGUUUGACCCCUCACAGAUCGACUCGGGUCGGCCUUCUCCACAAGCCAAAGAGGCAGAUAGCGCAGACUCGCAUUGUGCGGGAGAGGGCCGACGAUUGGGAGAGGCUACAAAAGGCUGCGAGGCCUCCACAAGCGAUUCAGGAGAUAAGCCUUCUGCGGGUGACUCUUUGUCUCCGUCUCUGGCCGCUGGAGCCUCCCUUGCGCGACCGUCGUCAUCUCGCUCUGUCACGUCUUCGGCGCUUUUCCCGUCGUCGACCUCAGGCGUCAUGCGCUUCCGAUACACGAGGCACUUCUUCGAACUUCUGCGUCGUGCGGCGCUCCGUCAGGGCGCGCGCAGGUCCGCCGAUGACUGGUCGCUCCUGUCCAAAUUGGAUGUCUCUCCGCCUGAGGAUCGCGGCAUCGCAGACGGCCGACAGACGGGCCGCCAGCUGCCGCGCGCGCCUUCACAAGAGGGAGGCGAGCAACUCGAAGCAGCCUGUGAAGGGACAGGCGGAGUCCUUCUUGCAAGUCGACUCCGCAAAUCCACGAAGGGCGUCGUCGGCAGGUGCGCAUCCUUUAUUCCUGCCGAUGCGUCAAUCGAACGCAGAAUCCACCCAGACCAGCUUCGUCGACGCUUCUGGGAUCGCCUGUUUGAGACCACAGGCCAUCCGGCGAAGAGGCGCCUCUACCACCGUCGUCUGUUUCUCGCCGCAUGCGAGCUUCGGUUCCAGGCCCUGCCGUCGCGCCCGCUCCGAUUGAGUCCCGUAGGUUUGAGCGGCCAGGGGAGACAGACCGAAGUCCAGCCAGACGAAGACGAGGCCUCCGUCUCUGGACGAGACGCUCUGCCAGAAAAACCGAGCAACGCGAAGACAAAGGCAGGUCUUGCUUCAGAGAGACCUGGGGGAGAGUCUGAAGGCGACGUGGAGAGCGUCGAGGGGCGUGAGCAGCUGGAAGGCACGUCCUGUGUGCCGUUCAGAGACUGUGGAGUCUUGGGAAGAAGACAACGACAGAGACAGCGAGCAGCGAGUGUCCAGCGACCCAAGGGGAGAAAGGGGAAGUCGGCGGCUUCAAGCUGUCCAGAAGACAACGCAUUUCGAGAUGCUCAGACGGUCCGGAACGCAAUGCGGCGUUGGAGUCUCUUGCGCCGUGCCUUUUUGGAGCCUUACGAAGACCAUGCCCGCGCUCUUCAGGUGGCGUUGUGCCGGCAAAAACUGUCGGAGAGGUCCGGCAAACUGCCACCAGGCUUUCCCCAAGAAGCCGGCGAGACGGAAUACACGUCUCUAGGGACUUCGCCGAGCACACGCGAGCCCGCAAACUCACUGCGUCCCACCCGAGGCGACGCGGGCAGCGAAACGGCGAGACACCCCGCGGCGUCGCAUUCAGGGGCAACGUCUUCGUGUGCAGCCCCCGGCCUGAGUCUCUUGUUUCUCCCUCGACCUCACGAUGGCCACCCGCCUUCCCGACUGCCUUUCUUGGUCGACACGGUUCAGCUGUUGCCGGCCAAGCGUCUGUUCGAGGGCCAUGGCACCCACGCACGAGUGAGGAGAGGCGUCUUCCUUGCGGAGUCUCGACUCGCCCACAUGCAAGCUCGUAUUCUCCGGGACAACGCGCGGAGCCGCGACCGUGUGACGCGCCACAGGAUGGGGGGUGACGACCAGUACGCCUCUGUGAAGAAGCUAGAUGAAGCGUUGCAGCGACGCCAGAACUUCGGCCCGAGAGCGAGCAUUCUUCUGGCACAUGCAGAGACAACGAACGAAACUGGGAAGGACCCUUCGAGGUUCCCCCUUCCGGGUUUAGACGAGUUGUGCGCUGCUAACGUGACACCGCCGCGCGGUCACAUGCGUGCAUCUGUGUCGGCUGAGGAUGCCUCGUUCGUCAAAGUACCCUUCGCGACUGUUCGUGACAGACAACAGACAUACAUGCCCUCGGAAGAUUCGCUGGCUUGCACAGCUCAUGAAGCAGGCGCCGUUGCGUUGCCUCGUCGUGCGCCGUGUGCAGCUGGGAGCAACGACGACGCAGUAGAGAAUGGCAUGGAUGAAGCCAGCAAGGCGAGGCAGAAAAACGUGCCUCUGACUCUCAGGUCGAUCCGACCCCUAUGUCCGUUGGUUCGCGAGGUUGCAUGCGCGCUUGAAGCCUCGGUUCGCCUGCAUUUCCUUCCUCCCGGUCUCUUGACAGCUUUCGCUUCACACCUUCUCCACAUAGUCACCAACGUGUCUGCGGUCAUCUGCUCGCCUUCGCUCGUGGGCGUGGAGGCGCCCCGCAGACCGAGGCAUCCAGCAGCGGAACUACAGCAGAGCGAGAAGGCACUCCAGGCUGGAGACGAAGCGUCGCAUGCGGUCGAAGAAGAAGGGCACCGGCGGGUGAGAGUUCAGACUAAGACUGUUUUCGUCGAACUCAGCAAUCUUCUUAGAUGCCUCACCCGAGCGGCCGACGCCGCUUGCUGCGUGCCUGGCACCGCCGCCGCAGACGCCGAGAACGAAAAUGGAAACGAAGAGGAAGCCGAACACCACAAAGCAGACGCAAGACCGAGGGACGUGAAGCCAUUUCCAGAAGAGCAACAACGGGUGUGGAAAAUUCUCGAGAAAUGCUUCAGAGCGGCGGCGUUCGAGGCUCUCUGGAACCCUGAAGCAACUUUUAACGCCUCUAGUCGUCAUCAAGGCGCCUCGCCGCCAGAUUCGGUGCCUUUCGUCAGUGGCCUCCAACGCUCGGACGCCUCUGUGGCGGCUGCCCCAUCUGACCCUGCCCUUCUCCUUCAUAGUCUGCGGGUAUACACUCGUCUGGCUCAUCAACUGACUUUCUCAUCCGGGGCAUCCUUUUUGUCUGCCGACUGCGGUGGCCGGGAACAGAAAACGAAACUCUGUUUCCCAACGGAGGACGCAACCCUGUAUUCGCGGCUUGUCGACCGGCCGCCUCGUCCUGCGCCCUCCUGUCUCGUAAGUGUGCCAGGCGUCUCUGGACGAAACACAUGCGAAGACGGAAAUCGGAACAGAACCUCUCCUUUGUUCCUCUCACACGGCGAAUGGGGGCGGACCCUCCUAGAUUUCAUUGGAGGCCGUCUCGGGCACUCGGGAGCCUCCCAGAGAGAGAAGGAGACGGGACGGCUCCCCGCGAGAGCGCACAGAGACAGUGGAGACAAUACCGCCUCGUCCGACAAGGGCAACGGGGUGAGCCAGGCGUCGAGCAUCGCCGGUGAGCCUGGGGUACGUGGAGUGGACAGCAAGAGAGAAAGGCGGCAGGCAGUGGCAAAUGCAGAGAAAGACUCACAGAGGCGCCCGAUAGCCCAGAGUCUCGGGAUUAGGGAGCUUACUCAGAUUUUGAACGAUCUGUCAAGGUUACGGCCUCUCCUCAUGGUUGACAGCAAGGAGGUGGACGGUGACAGUGAUCGUCUCUGGCAGGCACUCCACGCAGAGACGAAGUGUCGGCUUCUUUCGGCCUUACGCAACGACGGAGCGAAGCACGCUAUUCUCAACCGCUCGUCGCAAGGAACGACUGAGCCUUCGGCCGUCGCUCGUUCUUCGGGGGACUUCCAUCGACGGGAUCUUUUGAAUGGCCUCGUAGCCUUGUGCGUGGAUGCGCUGCCGCCCCGUUUCCACUUUGACGAAGAAUUAACAAGCGUUCAGAAUCGCCGCCUCGCGUCUUCUCUUCCAGCCUAUCGCCGCUUCCAUCCUGGGCUCUCCAGGUCUUCGAACGAGGCCGGGGAUUGCAGCGCAGAUGAAGCGAUAACGGCACAUCAAGGCACUGCCGCAGGAGACACAGCAAGUGACCCGCAAGACGCAGGCGUCUGUAGCCACCUGCGUGCACCGCAACCGAGGGAUGAGCGCACUGAAAAACCUACAAGUAUUUGCAAUGAGGAGCAGCUCUUCGGGCAGACUGUUCGCAAGCUGGCGCGACGAUCCGCUGUACCUACGCGCCUCCUGUUGAGGGCCGUUCACCGUGAGCUCACGAGGCAGGGAAGGUGGGAGGCAGCGACAUUUGUUCAGCAGGUCGCCCCGCCUUGUUGA
Messenger RNA from Toxoplasma gondii ME49, 7794 nucleotides. RefSeq lists its product as hypothetical. The transcript has 12 exons. The coding region runs from base 1 to 7794 and encodes 2597 amino acids. Lineage: Eukaryota; Apicomplexa; Conoidasida; Eucoccidiorida; Sarcocystidae. The record is from RefSeq and is a predicted model, not a curated record.